UGGUUCUCUACUCGCGGUUGCAGCUAUCCCGAAACCAUCUUUGAUAGUGGCAGCCUAUACGCCAGCUACUUUUGAUACUUGGGAUAUUUAAACAAUUCCAUAUCGCCAUUACGCUGAUAGAUACUUUCUUGUGCAUUGCGUUUUCGUCCAUACCUCUCAUCCUUUUCAAAAUGAAGUCUGCUGUACUUUCAUUCGUUGCCACCUCUCUAUUGGCUUUGCCAGCUCUUGUUUCUGCACAAUUAUCUGGUACCGUUGGUCCUACCACAAGCACUGCUUCUAAGGCUGCUAAGAAAAUAUGUAAUAUUCUUGACUAUGGAGGUGUUGCUUCUGCUACUACCGACAACGGUCCUGCUAUUUCGAGUGCCUGGACUGCAUGUAAAUCUGGAGGUGAAGGUAGGAUAUUUGCCAUAUGCUUAGUAUUUGUGCAGUUACUGACUAUCUCAAGUCUAUAUUCCUUCUGGAAGCUAUGGUCUAGACACUUGGGUCACCCUCACUGGAGGAACUGGCGUGUCUAUUAACUUGGAAGGAACAAUUUAUCGAACUGGGUACGAAAUCACCUCAUUGAUCAACUAAUCGUGACACCUAUUGACAUGUAUUCUUGCUAGAACUGCUGGAGGGAACAUGAUAUUCGUCGAGCACACAACCGAUUUCGAAUUUUACAGUGGUAACUCUAAGGGUGCUAUCCAGGGUUACGGCUAUGUCUUUCAUUCAGGUUAGUAAUCCAACAUUCAAGCAUUUGAAUUUGCGAAGGUAUGGUAUAUGGUCUGGUUUUGUCUCACCGCCCGUCGCCCGCAACAAUUAAUUUGGUUGGUGGUAUGAUCAAGGCGGUGAGACAAGAAUCAGACGAUAUACCUCCGUAUAUUAACAAUAUCUUAUAGCGAGCACAUAUGGUCCAAGAAUCUUGCGUCUUUAUCAGGUUACCAGCUUUUCUGUGCACGGCAUUGUCUUGGUCGACUGUAAGUAUUUCCUUUGACGAAAUAUGGUUACCUCAUACUAAUUUCUUUUUGCUAGCUCCUGCCUUCCACUUGACACUUGAUACUUGCACAGAUGGUGAAUUAUACAAUUUAGUCAUUCGUGGUGGUAAUGAAGGUGGUUUAGACGGUGUUGAUAUUUGGGGAGUCAACAUCUGGGCACAUGACAUUGAAGUCACCAACAAAGAUGAAUGUGUUACAGUCAAGGUACGACAUCUUCUAUUGCCCCCAUCGUCCAAGAAACCCAAUAGUCCGGACUGCAAUUCAACAAUGAGAAACUUUGAAUUCUUGAAUUUAUUUGGGAUAUUCAUAUCAAUUGGAAUAUUGAAAGAAUUUCGAUCAUUGAAACUUACGUGAUCAAAUUUCAUUUCACCGCCAUCGCUCGCCACAAUUAAUCUGUGUAGACAGAAUAAUAGUGGCAAAAUCGAGGCGGUUAGACAAAAAUUAGACUAUUCUGGACUGAGCACCCUACCACUACCUUACUAACUGCUUUGCAGAGUCCCGCCAGCUACAUCCUAGUCGAGAACAUCUUCUGUAACUGGAGCGGAGGAAGUGCGAUUGGAAGUCUUGGUGCUAACACUGGUAUGCUUCAUUUCCCUCCUUGAUUUUAUUCUUCGCCUAACACUUUUCCAAGCGAUCUCCAAUGUCGAAUAUAACCACGUCUACUCUCAAAACUGUAAUCAAAUGAUGUUGAUCAAAUCUAACGGGGGCAACGGUACAUUCUCCGGCGCUACAUUCAAUAAUUUCAUGGGGCACAGUAACGCCUACACCCUCGAUAUCGACACCGCCUGGUCAGGCCAAUCCGUUGUUACCGGCAACGGUGUUACCUACAGCGAUAUUUCAUUUAGCCACUGGCACGGAACCUGCUCAAAUGGUGCAGCUAGAGCUCCCAUCCAAUUACUAUGUCCCUCAGGCAUCCCUUGCAAAGAUAUCACCAUUUCAUCUUACUACAUCUGGACCGAUACAGGAAGUUCCGUGUUAUACAAGUGUAAUAACGCUUAUGGAAGCGGUCCUUGUCUUAAGACUGGUACUACUUAUACUACGUAUACAUCUACCGGAACUGUAACUUCUGUUCCUACCGCGUAAGUUUUUUUCUCUCUCUUGUUCUCUUUCACCAAGACAUACAGCUAACCACCAAUCUAGUUCCUACGCCUACACGACCAUGCCGGGAGAAAUCACCUCAGGUCUAGGUCUCACAGCCAGUAUCGCCAUCCCAACUCAUCCCGCAUCAUACUACCCAGGUAUCGCUCCCUACAGCGCUCUCGCCUAGAUCCUCAUCUUACAUUUUAAUGACUCAUCCGCGGAUAAUCCCUGCGAUAUUGUUCCUUGUUUGUUGGACUUUUGGUUCGAUGUUUGUACAUACCCGGUUUCAUGUUUAUAGUCUUCCAUUUUUGAAAAAUUGUAUAUAUAUCACCAGAAAUUGCGUGUUGCUAGUGUUGUCUGUGGUGGGUUUGUGCGUGCGUGAUGUUUUAUGUAGUAAAUCAAAACUUAUAU
Molecule: messenger RNA, 2465 nt
Organism: Sclerotinia trifoliorum
Lineage: Eukaryota; Fungi; Ascomycota; Leotiomycetes; Helotiales; Sclerotiniaceae
Source: the annotation of a GenBank genome assembly